This is a messenger RNA of Solenopsis invicta (red fire ant), 1766 nucleotides long. RefSeq lists its product as uncharacterized. The transcript is spliced from 2 exons. The record is from RefSeq and is a predicted model, not a curated record. The coding region runs from base 72 to 1580 and encodes 502 amino acids. Lineage: Eukaryota; Metazoa; Arthropoda; Insecta; Hymenoptera; Formicidae.
CCCAUGAACAUGAAUUCGAAAUUGACGCAACGUUCGGAUACCGGAUAUUGAACUUUGUUACUGUUUUUGGGAUGCUGUCACAAAUUUUAAAGUGUCAGUGCGGAGGCAGUGUUACUUUUUCGGAAUCAUGCGUGCGUGGCCUUGGAUUCAAGCUCGUUGUGUUGUGUCAAAAGUGCGGAAGUACUUCAAUUGACAGCAGUCCAUUAAUUAAUGGUCAUGCUUACGAUAUUAAUAGACGUGUUACCUUUGCUAUGAGAAUAAUUGGUAUCGGAAGGCAAGGAAUAACUAAAUUUUGUGCGUUUAUGUGUUUCCCGAAACCAGUGUUUCAAAAAUCGUACGAUGCAAUUGUAAAGAGCAUUGUAACUGCUACGGACGCUGUCAAAUCUAAAUGUCUACAAAAAGCUGCUGAGGAGGAAAAUCAGGUUUGUACAGAAAAAGUACAGCUUGAGGGUUUGACAGUGUCAGGGGACGGCUCCUGGAGAAAAUGUGGCUUCAGUUCACUGUACGGAUUCGCAAGUUUAAUCGGAUGGUACUCCGAAAAAAUUAUUGAUAUUUGCGUGAAGUCAAAAUAUUGCAAGGAGUGUGAGCACUGGGGAAAAAAGAAAGACACUACCGAGUAUGAAGAAUGGCACGCUUUACACGAAGAGUACUGUAAUGCAAAUCACAAUAGGAGUGCAGGGAAAAUGGAGCCCGACGCUAUGGUGGAAAUGUUCUCUCGUUCCGAGUCUUUGUACAAUGUUCGGUAUGCGUACUACAUCGGAGAUGGCAAAACGCAUAAGAGUAUUCAAGAUGCUAAGCCGUAUGGCGAUUUUCCCGUCAUAAAAAAGGAAUGUAUAGGUCAUGUACAAAAAAGGCUUGGAACAAGACUACGCAAUUUGAAAAAAGAAGUGAAAAAUCUUGGGGGCCGAGGGAAAUUAACUGGAAAAUUGAUAGACGAAUUGAGUGUGUACUACGGACUGGCUAUACGUCGAAAUACUGAUUCAGUAGAGAAUAUGCGCAAGGAAAUAUACGCUACAUUAUAUCACAAAAUUUCAACAGACGAAAAACCUCAGCACGAUAGAUGCCCCGCAGGAGCCGAUUCUUGGUGCUCUUGGCAAAGAGCGAAAGCCUCGCAAACUCUCGAGAUGUACACUCACAAACCAGCUAUGCCCCUCUUGGUUUUCAAUGCUGUACAAAAAAUCUACGAAGAUUUAACAAGAGAAGAACUCCUCUCCCGUUGCCUAGGAGGAUAUACGCAAAAUGCAAACGAAAGUUUGAACUCUGUCGUUUGGUCGAUUGCACCGAAAGCGAUAUCUAGCGGCAAAGCAGUAGUUGAUAUUGCAACCAACGUAGCCGUCAUAACAUAUAAUGGCGGCUUUUCAUCACUGUUAGAUGUAGUAUCAACCCUCGAAUUGAAGAUUAGUCCCGAGUUGCAUAAUUACGCAAUGGAAAUCGACCAACAUCGUGUUCGAGCCGCCAACCGCUCAUCGUCGAUCAACCGAAAAAGCACUCGGAAGGAUCUUACGGCACUCAGGAAGGAGACUGACGAGCUAAAUUCGAAUGUAGAAGGACAGCUAUAUGGAGCUGGGAUAGCAGAGUAAAGAUGGCACACCAGGACUGCAACGGUGCACACCGUUUUUCUCCUACAAAAAAAAUUUUUUUUGUUUUUUAUACUGCCACGAAGCCAUUUUGUUAUACAUAUAUAAAUAAAAAAUAUUUUUGAGAACUUUAAUAUAUGUGUAAUAAAGCCCUAAAUUUUUGUUUUGAUCCACCACCUAGAAUUCAAG